ACCUGCCUGAAAACUUGCUGCUGAGAAGGACAUUUUGGAGGUUUUGUUGGCUGGAAGAGGGGUCUCUGGAAUCCCACUUCCAGAUCUUUAUUGAAGAUUGAAAGGAAUUAAUUUAGGGCCAUGGGGACAGCGAAGGUAAGAACGAUACAGUUACUGGUUUUUGCUUGUUUGGGGUACGCUCCGAAAGGCAAGCCUUAAUGGUGAUGGCUGUGCUCUCUUCCUAGCCAUCUUAGAGCCUUUCCAUUUCUUCCCCAGCCUGCAGUGCCACAGUUCCACCAGUUCUCUUUGGAUGUCAUUUCCUAUAAAGGAUUUAUCCCUGUUUGAUUCACCUUCCUGUGGUCACCGCCCCUCUGAUCUUUGCCAUCACGAUUGCUACAAUAGGCUCUUUCCAGUUUGGCUACAACACUGGAGUCAUCAAUGCUCCUGAGGAGAUCAUAAAGGACUAUCUCAAUUACACUUUGCAAGAGAGGUUCAAAAACCCUCCCUCUGAGGUGGUACUCACGUCCCUGUGGUCCUUGUCUGUGGCCAUCUUCUCCGUUGGUGGUAUGGUUGGCUCCUUUUCUGUUGGACUCUUUGUCAACCGGUUUGGCAGGCGCAAUUCAAUGCUUAUUGUCAACCUGUUGGCCAUCACUGGUGGCUGCCUUAUGGGGUUCUGCAAAAUAGCGGAGUCAUUUGAAAUGCUGAUCCUGGGCCGACUGGUUAUUGGCCUCUUCUGUGGACUCUGCACAGGAUUCGUGCCCAUGUACAUUGGAGAGAUAUCUCCCACGGCCCUGCGGGGGGCCUUUGGCACUCUCAACCAGCUGGGCAUCGUUAUUGGGAUUCUGGUGGCCCAGAUCUUUGGUCUAAAAAACAUCUUGGGGACUAAAGAGCUCUGGCCGCUGCUCUUGGGCUUCACCAUCAUCCCAGCCAUCCUCCAAUGUGCUGCCCUUCCAUUUUGCCCUGAAAGUCCUAGAUUCUUGCUCAUUAACAGAAAGGAAGAGGAGAGCGCUAAGGAGAUUCUCCAGCGAUUGUGGGGCACCCAGGAUGUGGCUCAGGACAUCCAGGAGAUGAAAGAUGAGAGUAUAAGGAUGGCACAGGAAAAAAAAGUCACUGUGGUGGAACUCUUCCGAGCCCCCAGCUACCGACAGCCCAUCCUCAUCUCCAUCAUGCUCCAGCUCUCUCAGCAGCUCUCGGGGAUCAACGCUGUGUUCUAUUACUCGACAGGAAUCUUCCAAGAUGCAGGUGUCAAGGAGCCGAUCUACGCCACUAUUGGUGCAGGCGUGGUUAAUACCAUCUUCACUGUGGUUUCUGUGUUCCUGGUAGAAAAGGCAGGGAGGAGGACGCUACACCUGAUAGGCCUCGGAGGGAUGGCUUUUUGUUCCGUCCUCAUGACGAUUUCUUUGUUAUUAAAGGAUAAUUACGGUUGGAUGAGCUUUAUCUGUAUUGGGGCCAUCUUACUCUUCGUGGCCUUCUUUGAAAUUGGCCCAGGCCCCAUCCCCUGGUUUAUUGUGGCUGAACUCUUCAGCCAGGGACCCCGCCCGGCUGCCAUGGCAGUGGCUGGCUGUUCCAACUGGACCUCCAACUUCUUGGUUGGACUGCUCUUCCCCUCAGCUGCAUUCUAUUUAGGAGCCUACGUUUUCAUUAUCUUCACGGGUUUCCUUGUCAUCUUCUGGGUCUUCACCUUCUUCAAAGUCCCUGAGACUCGUGGCAGGACUUUUGAGGAAAUUACACGAGCCUUUGAAGGGCCGGUGCCGGCGGGUAACCGAGGUGAGAAAGGUCCCAUCGUGGAGAUGAACAGCAUCCAGCCCACGAAGGACACCAACGUCUAAGCAGUGCCUCCUUCCCACCUCCCUCCUGUCAUGAAAAAGCAACCUCUCCCUAAGCAGGGGAGAGACCUCAUCAGGUUGUAACCCAGGACCGUUUCUGAAUGCUGCUACUCAAUUCUUUUCUCAUCCCACACACCCUUGGGCGCUCAGAGGAUCCCAAUGCUGGGGUUAGUUGUUAUCUUCAAAGGCUUUUAAAAUUUUCAUUUCUUGGACAAUCUCUUCUGUUCAGGAGAGACCAAGGGAACCUGCCUUCAUUUCAGGAGGGAUUGGCUGCUUGGCAUAUGACAACUCUGCCAGCUCCUGCUCCCUUAGGCUCUACUAUUGCCUCUCGAGGGCAUCUAGGGGAGUGGGCAUGAGGCUGCAGUUCCUCCGACUUCGACUUACCAGGAAGCAGAUACACGUAAGAAUGUGGAGGGCAGAGAGGGAUUCCAUAAGACCGUCUUCCUCACUUCCAUACGGCUCUGCAGAGCAAACUAACUUGAGUUUUAUUUAUUUGAUCUUCUGGUUUUAUUGCAUAAAUAUUUAUUUUUGUAAGUAUAAAGUAAUUUUACCAAAUAAUAAAAGCAUGAGGAAAUUGAGGUUAGAGGGAGGUGCUUAAAGAGGUUAUGGGGGGAAAAAAAAAAAAGAGGUUAUGGGGUGGAAGAUUUAAUACCGAAGAGGUUAGGGUGCAAUAAGAAGGGACAAAUUCAGGGAGAAAUGUGAUGCAUUGUUGGAGGGUGUAUGACGUGGUGUGUGAGGUUUGCACGUUGCCUCUUAACAAUUUCUGUCCUUCAGGUGAAAACUCAAAUCUCAGAAAAGUCAUGUGCCUGUAUGAAGAAGCUAUUAGUUCCUUUGGAACUUUUUCCUUUGUUUAAGAUUAUAUGUAGUAUUACUUGAAAUCUAGGAUUAUCACUAAGAUGGGCAUUGUAGUUAAUGGUAGUUGAUGGGUUCUAAUUUUGGAUGGAGUCCAGAGAAGGGAUGGUUAUUUCUAGAAAUCCUCUCUCCCCUCACUGGACCAAACGGCCUCUUUGUAGUGAACUCACUUUUUUUUUUUUUUAAUACUCCUAUCAUCUGGUGGGAGAGCCUUCCAAAUGAACAAGCCAAAAUAUUGGUUCUUGGUAGAGGUUUGUUAUUUCUUCAGUUUGUUCUUUAGAAGAUUUUAGAUGUUGAUUUUUAUUUUGUUUUAAGCCAUAGCUUUAAAAGAAUUCAGAGAUGUGCAUAGCUACCUUGGAAUUUGUAACCUCAGCUCUGGGAGAGGAUUUUUCCAGAAAGAUUAUUAUCCAGUUGAAGUAUGUUGUUACAUUAGGGUCAUCUCAUGCUCAUUUAUGUCUGUUACCAUGUCAAGUUACCCUUGUUACCAUGUUACCAUAGUAUUAUGUCAAGUGUCCUUCCAGGGACUUGAACCUUCCCACAGACCACACUUGACAGUAUGCGUGGAUGUGCAGUGGAGCCCACACUUGAGCGUGAGUGUAUGUGCACUGUCACCUUGCUCUGGGUGGAAGUAGUUUAUGGGUAACUUGUUUCCUCUAUGUUCCUAAGGCCCCCUUUUGGAUAGAAUGUCGAUAGCACUGCCUCUGCUGGGUAGAAUUUGAAUCUAUGGUUUUCUUUCAAACUUUAGAGUUCAGUCUUACCUGGCUGCCUUUCCUUUUUGGAGAGGAAGGGGAGAACUCCCUAAAUUUUGAGACUGAGAGUGGAGGACUCACUCCAUGCUCCGGGACUCGGUGCCUCUGGGGGGUGCUGGAGGGGAGUCACAGGGGAGAGGGAGGCAUUCCUUGAAGGCAGUAAGAAACAAACUGAAGCUUCUAAAUUCGGGGCGGUUCAGAGAGUUAGGUGAGAUGGAGGGGUCUACACUUGCCAGAGGCCAUGGACACCUCCACGCCCAUCCAGUUACCCAGUAUUUUUAGAAAUGGAGAUUGGGCCCUUCUUCCCUUUUUCAUAUGUUGCUUGAUCUCCCUCUCCCUCUUUGGUGCUUACAUAUUUCAGGCCCCUUAGCCAAACCCUUGCCUGUUGCCAGGAUUUUGGUUCUAAGUUCUCACCAUUCCCUCUGGUCCUUGAGCCUUUGGAUAAAAACUCACAGAGCCGUGGGGUGGGGCUCUGCUGGAACGGCUGAGUUUCCUCUAACUGCACCUCCACUCUGGCUCCUCAGAACCAGUGGCUCGGCAGUCAUGCAGUGUGGAGGUCUUCCCAUUUCUCAGUGACCAGAUUGUGAAUAAUUUCCAAACGGAUUUUCUAUUAUUGUUACUAUGGUUCUUUGUUUUGAAAUAAAAAUUCUGAAUGUAUAUAUAACAUCACAGGCUUGGCUUUUUUGUUUUGUUUCGGUCCUUCCUGUGACAACAAAAUCAGCUUUAAUCCCAAUGUGGCCACCCAGUACCUGUUGUAACCUUAAGUAAGUUUCUUCUACAAGAGUCUCGUACAAAUGAAAAUAGCAAUACUUGUUUAUUAUGCAGAUGAAAUGGAAAAGCCUUAGCGCAUUGCCUUGCAUACUUAAUAAAUUAUGUUGCUUGCUUUCCCCAGUGAGAAUUCUUCUGAUUUUUCUCUUAUGCUCCUACCUAUUUCCUUUCUCCUCCAGUCUUCAAUCUCUAAAAUUCAUCCUACACUGAUGUCAGGGCAUCCAUAUGACAUAUACAUAUACAUUUAAAUCACUGUCCUGCUUAAAAAUUCUUCAAUAGCUUCCAGUCGGCUACAGGAAAAACAGUCCCCUGGCUUAACAACCCCUCCAGGGGCAAGGUUCCUGCUACCUUUCGUUUCGAUUCACCAUUUCUUUCUUUUUUUGUUUAAUUUUUAUUUUAUAUUGGAGUAUUGUUGAUUAACAAUGUUGUGUUAGUUUCAGGUGUACAGUAAAGUGAUUCAGUUAUACAUAUGUAUUCUCUCUCUCUAUAUAUAUAUAUCCCCAUUCUUUUUCAGAUUAUUUUGCCAUAUAGGUUAUCGCAGAAUAUUGAGUAGAGCUCCCUGUGCUCAACGGUAGGUCCUUGUUGAUUAUCUAUUUUAUAUACAGUAGUGUGUGUAUGUUCAUCCCAAGCUCGUCAUUUGUCCCCCUCCCCGCCACCUUUCCCUUUUGGUAACCAUAAAUUUGUUUUCGAA
Lagenorhynchus albirostris (white-beaked dolphin) is the source of this 4865-nucleotide messenger RNA. Its product is annotated as solute carrier family 2, facilitated glucose transporter member 3. The record is from RefSeq and is a predicted model, not a curated record. Gene Ontology annotation, biological process: D-glucose transmembrane transport. The transcript is spliced from 10 exons. Bases 546 to 1808 code for a protein of 420 amino acids. Lineage: Eukaryota; Metazoa; Chordata; Mammalia; Artiodactyla; Delphinidae. Gene Ontology annotation, cellular component: membrane.